Molecule: messenger RNA, 1582 nt
Organism: Chrysochloris asiatica (Cape golden mole)
Lineage: Eukaryota; Metazoa; Chordata; Mammalia; Afrosoricida; Chrysochloridae
Gene: SERPINC1
Product: serpin peptidase inhibitor, clade C (antithrombin), member 1
Exons: 7
Coding region: 115-1512 (465 amino acids)
Biological process (GO): regulation of blood coagulation
Molecular function (GO): serine-type endopeptidase inhibitor activity
Source: RefSeq, a predicted model, not a curated record
CCCCACCCCAGCCACCAGAGCCCCAGUCAGAUUUAGGGUAAAGAACCAGUUUUCAGAGGGAUUGCCUCAGAUCACACAAGUCCACUUACCUAGCCUGGUAGAAGAUUAGUCACCAUGUAUUCCAAUAGGAAAGGAACUGUAGCUGCUGGAAAAAGGAAGGUAUGUCUUCUGUCUUUGCUGCUUGUUGGUCUCUGGGGCUGUGCAACCUGCCACUGGAACCCUGUGGAGGACAUCUGCACUGCCAAGCCCCGGGACAUUCCUGUGAAUCCCAUGUGCAUUUACCGCUCACCAGAGAAGAAGGCAGCUGAGGAGGAGGUCUCAGAACAGAAGAUCCCUGAGGCCACCAACCGGCGGGUCUGGGAACUGUCCAAGGCCAACUCCCGUUUUGCUACUGCCUUCUAUCAACACCUGGCCGACUCCAAGAAUGAAAAUGACAACAUUUUCCUGUCACCUCUGAGUAUCUCCACAGCUUUUGCUAUGACUAAGCUGGGUGCCUGUGACAACACUCUCAAGCAGUUGAUGGAGGUGUUUAAGUUUGAUACCAUCUCUGAGAAAACAUCCGAUCAGAUCCACUUUUUCUUUGCCAAACUGAACUGCCGACUCUAUCGAAAAGCCAACAAAUCCUCUGAGUUGGUAUCUGCCAACCGUCUUUUUGGAGACAAGUCUCUCACCUUCAAUGAAACCUACCAGGACAUCAGUGAGAUGGUAUAUGGAGCCAAGCUCCAGCCCCUGGACUUCAAGGAAAAUGCAGAGCAAUCCAGAGUGACCAUCAACAAUUGGGUGGCCAACAAGACCGAAGGGCGCAUCACUGAUGUCAUUCCCCCGGACACCAUCAAUGAGCUCACUGUCUUGGUGCUGGUUAAUACCAUUUACUUCAAGGGUCUGUGGAAGUCAAAGUUUAGCCCAGAAAACACAAGAAAUGAACCAUUCCACAAGGCCAAUGAGGAGUCAUGUUCGGUAUCUAUGAUGUACCAGGAAGGCAAGUUCCGCUAUCGACGUGUGGCAGGAGGCACGCAAGUGCUUGAGUUGCCCUUCAAAGGUGAUGACAUUACCAUGGUGCUCAUCCUGCCCAAGGAUGGGAAGAGCCUGGCCAAGGUAGAACAGGAACUCACCCAGGAAGUGCAGCAGGAAUGGCUGGAUGAGCUGGAGGAGACCAUGCUGGCGGUUUACAUGCCCCGCUUCCGCAUUGAGGACAGCUUCAGCGUGAAGGAACGGAUGCAAGACAUGGGUCUUGUGGACCUGUUCACCCCUGAAAAGGCCAAGCUUCCCGGUAUUGUUGCAGAAGGCCGGGAAGACCUCUUUGUCUCAGAUGCAUUCCAUAAGGCUUUUCUUGAGGUAAAUGAGGAAGGCAGUGAAGCAGCAGCAAGUACCGCCAUCAUGAUUGCUGGCCGCUCACUGAACCUCAACAGAGUGAUCUUCAAGGCCAACAGGCCCUUCCUGGUUCUUAUAAGGGAAGUUGCUUUGAACACUAUUAUCUUCAUGGGCAGAGUAGCCAACCCUUGUGUUAACUAACGUGUUCUUAUUCAUUGCACUUUCUAUUUUGGUUUGUGACUAGAAGUAAAAUAAAACUAUUCCCCUAUCA